Molecule: messenger RNA, 8220 nt
Organism: Drosophila yakuba
Lineage: Eukaryota; Metazoa; Arthropoda; Insecta; Diptera; Drosophilidae
Gene: bma
Product: SCY1-like protein 2
Exons: 18
Coding region: 1-2700 (899 amino acids)
Biological process (GO): protein phosphorylation
Molecular function (GO): ATP binding; protein kinase activity
Source: RefSeq, a predicted model, not a curated record
AUGCCCGCCGGCACAAUGUUUGCCAAAUUCAAGAGCACCAACGUGGCCGCCUCCACAGCCACUCAAGCAGUCGCCGAUGGCAAUCCCAUUACGCAGUACUUCGAAAUCGGCAAACCGGUGGCCUGUGCCGGCCCAGAAUUGGUGUGGCGCAUCCAUGAUGCGUACCGCAAGAGCGACAACAAGGAAUGUUCGGUGUUUAUAUUCGAGAAGAAAAUUGCGGAGAAGAUGCACAAGCCGCGUCGCAAGGAGACCAUAACGGAGUUGCUAAAGAGUUCGGUGAAGACACUGGAGCGCUUCCGCCAUCCGCGGAUACUACAAAUCUAUCACACGGUCGAGGAAAGUGCGGAUACGCUGGCCUUUGCCUCGGAGCCCAUCUUCGCCAGCCUCUCGAAUGUCCUGGCCUUUCACGAGUCGAAAACCUAUGAGGCGACCAAUGUGGCGCCGGCGGCGGGUGGAGCAGCUGCGUCCCAGGCGCAGGCGGCGGCGAACACCUUGCCCCAGCGACCGGCCCAUGCCAAGGAAUACAAUUUCUUGGACAUGGAGCUGAAGUAUGGCUUUCUCCAGCUGACCGAGGCACUGGCGUAUCUGCACUAUUCCGGUCACGUAAUUCAUCGCAAUGUGUGUCCAUCUUCUAUACUAAUAACCAAGCGCGGUAUCUGGAAACUGGCCGGCAUGGAAUAUGUGGAGAGAAUGAACGAGAACGAUUUGAACAGCUCCAUUCCGUGUCCGCCGUGGAGCAAUCGGGUGUCCAAGAUGGCCCAGCCGAAUCUCGACUUUAUGGCUCCCGAAACUCAGUCAACGUCCAAGUGCAGUUUGCUCAGCGAUAUGUUCUCGCUGGGAAUGGUGAUCUGUGCGGUCUUCAACAACGGCAGACCACUGAUACAGGCCGGCAACUCCACCUCCAACUAUGCCAAGCAAAUGGAAACGCUGGAUGAUCUGGUCCACAAGUUGAUGCCCAGACUGCCAAUUGCCCUGCAGGAGGCCACUUCGCGGAUGGCCAGUCGAGAUGCAACCGCCAGACCGACCGCCCAACUGCUGCAGCUCAUCAAGUACUUCAUCGAUACGCCUAUAAACGCUCUGAAAUUCCUGGACGUGGUCAACAUGAAGGACACGCAGCAGAAGUCCCAGUUCUACAAGACCACCUUGAUCGAGGCCAUGCCGAUGAUACCACGUAAACUCUGGUGGCAGAACAUCUGGCCCAUGCUCAAGUCCGAGAUCAACAAUAACGAGGUCCUUGCCGCAGUCCUGCAGCCGGUCAUGCUCUUUGUCCAGGAAGCCACGCUCACGGAGUACGACACCCUCAUGGCGGCCACCAUGAAAGUCAUCUACAAUACACCGAAAUCCAUUCAGGCCAGCGUCACAAUACUUGAGAAUUUGCAUUUGAUUAUCGAGAAGACGAAACCGGAGGAUGUCACCACAGAUAUAAUGCCCAUGUUGUUCUACUCCUUCGACGGCUCCACGAUACAAGUGCAGAGCGCCGCCGUGGUGGCUGUGGCCAAUGUGUUUGAUAGCAUCGAUGAGCUCUCCAUACGCCGCAUGGUCCUGCCCAAGGUGAAGCAGGUGUUCGAGAAGAACAUAACCGAUCCGAAGAUUGUGCAGAACGUGCUGAUGUGCAUCGAGCGAGUCAUGGACCGCAUGGAGCGGGCACAGGUUAUGGAUGAGGUUCUGCCGCUGCUGGCGAACAUUCGCAUUCCCGAUCCCGAUAUCAUCAUGCGUACUGUGCGCAUCUACCAUAAACUGUUUGUGGACAAAACCUACGGACUGACCGUGGAGACGAUGGCCACCAAUGUGCUGCCCCUGCUCAUUCCGCACACGGUGAAUCCCUCACUCAAUUUCGAGCAAUAUUGCUACCUGCUGGAGGUGCUGCAGCAAAUGCUGGAGGCCAUCGAUCGGCAGCAGAGGAACAAGUUGAAGUUGGACAACCUGUCGAUGGCCUCGCCGGAACGCCACCGCACCCUGCGUCACCAGUUCUCCACGGACAAUAUGAAUGCGCCACCCUUCAACAUUCCCAACUUGCGCAUAGAUCAACGCAAGACGUCCAGCGCCGAGGACAUGGCCCGUAAAAACUCUGGCGGCUCCGGCAUGCUGGGCGGCUGGUGGUUCGGCUGCUCUCCCUCGUCGCCCGACAGCAAUUUCCUGCGCGUGGGCAACGUGUUCCCCAACCGGCGACUGUCGGACAACACGCUGAUGACCCCCAAGAUCCGGAUAGCUCCGUCGUGCGCCUCCUCGCCGGGCGGUACUCCUGGCAGCGGGCUGCCGACUCGACGCCACUCGAGCAUUGGGCCGCAGGAGCGCCGGGGAUCCACCAUCAAUUUGUCACCGCCAACUUACGGUGCCCGCGGUAGCUCUGGAUCGAGUCUAUCGGUGCCAUCGACUUCGGUCUAUGUUAAAUCUCCUUUAUUGUACUCCCAAAAACAGGGUGGCUCCAUGCCGAACACCUCCAGCAGUGUGCCAUUCUUGCUUUCAUCCAGCAUGCAGUCGAUAAGGUCACGCCGCCAGUCCACCGUCCUGUCAUCGGGUCCACUCGGCUCCGGAUCGGGGCUACUGCAGCAGCUGGGAUCCGGCAUGGUAAGACAAUUAACUUCCGUAUCCGGGACGGUUAGCCCGGUGCCGCUGUUGCGGGUAAAUGGCACACGAAACAGCCACAGCCACAGCAACGUCCGAAAGUGUCCGUCACUCAAUAUCACAUUCAGUCAAUAAUACGAUCUGAACGAAAUCGGCGAGGCUACGGCCAACGCCGAUUCCAGCAGAUACGGUUCAGCCAGCACCAGCAAUUUCAAUUACAAUACCGGCUACAAUUACGGCCCCCAAAGUUACGGGCCCCAAAGCUAUGGCUACAAUCUCAAUCAGAGCCUCAACAAUGUGCGUUACAAGGCCAAGCUGCGGAGCAUGAAUCUCAAUCUCAAUCCGCCACGGAACUAAACGGCCAUGUCAAUGAAAAGCAAAGAUAAAAAAAACAAUCAGAUCGAAACUAUAUAUGUAUGGGUGCCAUACACGAAAUGGAAGCAAAUCAAAUAAUGCAAGAGGGGCAGAGGGUAAAAUGUAGCAAAAAACUAGACAUACUCGUAUAUGCCAAAUCAAUGAAUGAUCGUACCUAUGUGAGACCUACUAUAACCUAGUCAUACGUACUAAUAACGCAAAUCUUGAUACUAAAACCAAUACAAUUACGAAUUAUCUAACUAAUAUUGAUUAUUGAUAUGCAUACUUAUAGAACUAAUAGUACACAACUGUUGUUUUUUGGAGAAUUUAUUCAAGUCCUGUAUUUGUAUGUACCAUAAGUGUUAAUGUUGAAACAUAUCUACUUAAACAAAAAAACGUAACAGAGUUAUCCAUCACAAAGCCCAAAUUGGCUACUAACAGCUACUAUUUAUCCUUAUUGUUGAUUGAUAUUAUUAAUUAUCUUAGUUGUUGAUUUGAAAUCCCUGCCCAGCAACGAAUAAGAGCAAAAACCAUAACGACCACGUAAAUUGUCAAAUUCAAUUGAAGUCAUUGGAAUAUGAAAAUUCAGAGAAUACCCAGAAUUUCCCAUCCACAUACAAACACUGCAUGUUUGUGUGCUUAAAUCCAAGUCCUUGAUCCUUGUCGUCCUGAAAGUCGUGCUUGUAAAUCCAGCGAUAGUGUUAUCAUUGCCAAAGCCCACAUUACCAGCUAGUUUAGCCUAAGCACCUGCACUUUGAAUUUAUCGGACUUGUGUCAGCUUUAAGGACAUUUUCCCGCAGGGUAGUUAGUUGAAGCUCGCAGUUAUAUGAUAUGAUAGGAUAGUUACCAUUAGACAACUAGUUUAAGUCAACACAGUUAUGUUCGUGUACGUUGUGGAAAUCAAGGUAUUUUAUUUUUAUUAUUAUUACCUUCUAUUCUAUUAAUUUUGUUAAGGUUCAAAAAAUUAAAAUUGCCCUUUUCGAAGUUCAUAAAAAAAAUUAUGCAUGGUUUCCUAGUUUGUUCUUGUAUGUUAAUUUUAAAAACUAAAUUUUCUAAUUUUGUAUCACCAAUUUAAACCAAUACAGUUAGAUAUGCUUCCUUUUCCGCAAAAAUCUAAACACAAAAUGCAUGAUAAGAGAAAUUGCUCCUAAGAUUUUUCAGUUUAGGUUUCACUGGACUAAACAAAUAACGAAGUGCUGAAUCAUAGGUGAAACAAAUGCUUUUUCUGUAAAUGAAACUUAAAACGAGCGAAGAUGAAAUAGAAUAUAUAGAACCAUUGAAAUGCAUGCGCCUGCAAUUUUAUGAGUUUUCUUAAUCCAGUUGUACAAUAUCUGUGGUGUUCCUAAGUGUUUUGGAAUUGACGUUUUCCAUGGCAUUGUGAAUGUAUCUGUACUACUUGACUUGCCAUUUUACUUUCUGCCCAUCUGAACUGCACUAUAUAUAUAUAUUCUGGAAAUACAAAAUACAACAGAGAAAUGAGAUAUACAAAAGAGAGAACGAAUGCUGAAUACAAAUCGAAUUAAGCUGCUGAUCACGGAGAUAUUGUAAUAUAUAUAUACUCACAUACUCACAUAUGUGUAAACUUGAUUGAUUGACUGACACUGAAGGCUUCAGAAGGCUGCUAUACCCGCUCUCGUGCAUACCUACUACUACUACUAUAUCGAUCUGAACUAUAUGAAUCUGUUAACUGACUUACCAGAUCUUUAUAUGCAUUUGUAUUGUACUUUACUCUACUACGAUUAAGUCGAAUUUAUGCGAAUUUAUUGUAACUGUUUAAUGUACACUUGGCUAUUGCACAAUCAGUGUUGCUUUGACCCCUGACCUUCGAUCCCCAAACCCAAAACACACCCAAAACACCCCGCUUUUGCAUUUGAGAUUUUUAUUUUGCUUUCGCCGUACUUAUUACUUAUGAUUAUGAUUCUACUUCGAAAUGUGCCUUAAGAGUUCAAAGGUUCUCGCAUUCCAAGUGCGUAGUGUGUAGAUUGUGCGACAAAUCUUAAAGAAUAUAUACAUACGAUAUACAUUGUACGAGUAUAACUAACUUGAUGAGAUCGAUGAAGAGUAGCUACCGAUACCUAGACAAGCAAUGCUCGUGUAAGUCAACCAGAGAGCUCCGAAAGGUGAGAGGUCGCCGAGAGGUCACCGGAAACUCCUCCCGAUAACACCCACACUCAUCCACAAUUGUACCUUAGUAGUAGUUUUGUAGUCACCCACAUCCGGUGGUAAUCCGACACAGACACGUACACCUAGCCCUAAGUGGACCCUAAUUAGAUGUUCGUAGUUUGCAUUGCGUAACCAGUUGAACCCAAUAUAUAUACUAUAUAUGUAUGUGUACACCAGAUCCCAGAUUAUCCAGAUAAUCCAGAUAUAAAACUCCAACCCGCCAAUACCGGAAAUAGGAUCCAAGCCCGAGAAUCGAAUCGAUGCAUGACAACCGAACCCGAUGUUAGUCCCAUCUAUUUUGCUAAUACAUAUAUAUAUUAUAUUCUAAUCUUUAUAAUACCAAUGUAUUGUGUGUGCCCCCUUCUCUCUUCUUGUCUCCAAUCAUUUGCUGUUUUACCCGUAUUCGUAAUACCCGUAAUAUACGUUAUAUCCGUAACGGAGUGCGAGAUACUUCGAAACCAAGUAGCUUCAGCAGUUCCCAAUAUAUUUGCCCAGUAGCUAGAUAAUACCUAAUUGUGUAACAAUAACAUAAUACCAAUAACAAUACCAAUAGCCUAUGUAUGUAUUUUGAAAAUCGUUUGAAGCCGAACAACCAGAUUGAUGGUCUAUUUAUCUUGCAACAACUCUAUUACAGUAUCAACUAUUCUCCGGACGUAACUAAAGAUACAGAAACGCAAUCAGAUAAAUACAUUCAAAAGAAUCCAAUUACUUUUUAAUGCAAUUUCGGUCCAUUUAUGAAACACCAGUAAUCAACUUAUACUAUAUUAGCGGCAUAAAUACUAUAUAUGAAAUUAUGAAAAUUGUAAACGUAUACCAAGCGCAAGCAUAACUAAGUAUUUUCAGUCGAAUCUCUAAAUGUUGUUAGCCAAUCAAAUUUGAUGUGACCAAAACAACAUAUUAAUCCCAAAAAUAAUUGUAAUUUAUCAAAAACAAAAGUGUCAAACACAACCCAACAAUCACCAAAAAAACACACAAUCCAGAUAAAAAACAUAUGAACACUAUGCAGAAUGCAAUCAAUUCCUAGAAAUCCUAACUAUUCUUGAAUAUAUUUAUUGUGAAUGUUUACGCUAGGCAAAACAAAAAACAUGUCAAAUAUACCUCUACGUGUCAUUGAACUCGCCUAUAUCAUACGAAAAUACUCACUUAGUUUAAACCAUAUCACACUGCACGGGAUAAAGAAGCAAGCAUAUAUUGUGUGUUUAUUUUGCUAACAUCAAUCAGAACGUUAUUUCAAUGAUAAAUAUGCAAUCAAAUAGGCGAGAGAGAAUCGUGUACCUACAUACAUCGUACCUAGCACCAUAGAAAUCAAACUUAUCACAGAGCUUUACAGCAAACGCAAUCAAAAACAAGAAAAAAACCAAUGAAUAUGAAUAACCUCGAAUACGAAAGGGAAGUUUAUUUUUAGCCAAGAACCUCGAGAGUUCCCGCCUGCGCUUUAUAGUGAUGAAUCCCACAUAAAUAUAUAUAUCUCCACCCAUCAUCCAAUCCAUCAAUAUAUAUACACACUCUGAUCAACCGGAAUAAAUAACUCGAAAAACACCCAAAACUACUACUAAGGUGAAUACACGAAUCCAACCCAAGGUGCACCGAUCCAAUGUCCACCGAUCCGUAAUAGAACCAGAACCAGUAAUUACAGAAGCCGCUGUUCCCGAAUGCAAUCUCAAACUCAAAUCUCAAAACUCAAUCUCACAUUUAUAGUCAAUUUGUAUAGUUGGGCAGCUAUAUGCGUAAAAGUGUGGUAAAUGGUAAAUGGUAUAUGGUAAACUCUUGAAACUUUAUAUGGUGAAGACUCACCUAUGUCAUAGAUGUAUUCAUUACGUAAACGGCAAUUAAAGCGAUUAUUAUUGUUGUGCUAUGUUUAGCGGUGUAGAAAAGAAAACCGAAAUUAUAUGAAUUUAUAUAUGUAUACAAGCAAAAGCAGGACGAACUCUACCUGGGACACGAUAAAACCUACUUUACUACAUGAUAUGAUAUACAUAUGUAUAUUCUCUGAAACACACGAACGGAAACGGGACAAUCAAAAUUCAACCGACACUUAUUCUAUACCAACUAUCAACUAACAAAACAAUUACAAUUUUAAGUUAUAUACGUUGUUGUGUUCGUUUGAUUCGUUGGAUCUGCAUUUGGUUAAUGCCAGCUAAUCUGAUCCUCAAACUCCAGCAUAUCCUUGCCAUGCACCUGAAACUGCUUUGCAUUUUGUUCGGUCGGAAUUUGUUGUUUAUUUCAUCUUAGACAAGCAUAUCGAUAUGGUUUACUAGCGUUUAAUUGUACGUAUACAUAAUUAGAUUUACUUAAUUUUAAUUAAUGUUUACGUGACAAGACAGAAAACUAAAACCAAAAACACAAAAAAAAAACAAAAAAAUUAAUAACAAAAUAAAACAAAAAGGGGAAAACCAAAAGCUCAAACUGGACUGAACUGAACAUUUAAGAGUUAUAUUAUGUACAUUAUUGAAUUGCAUUUGAUUGUGUGAAGAUCGUUUUAGUGAGAGUAACUGCGGUUAAACUUAAAGGGUAUUAUAUUUGUAUUCGAAUUUGUAUGUAACUCUGAUCGUAUGUACGUUAUGUUAUCGUAAGUGUACCAUCCUAGAUCCUCUAACGAAUUGAAAAUGAAGCCAACUCUGUCUCUUGUGAUUCUAUUGUGAUGCUAUGGGAGUCAAGCAGCACUCAACUGUUUUUAUGCCUCUUAAAGUUUAAAACAAAGCUUAUCGAAGCAAAACCAAAACUAAACUACCUAUCUCUACUCUAGUCUAUGCAAUGCUAAUUGGCAACCCGAACUAUUGAAAACAAUCAUGCACAAUAAAUGUUAUGCAAUUGAGAGAAUCCAAGGCCAAAGACCCACAACUUUUUCUUACACUACUCGAAGUAAUUGUGUACAACUAAAGGAAUUCUAGAUUUUAAAUGUGCUAAAACUGUUUAUAGUCAAGUACUUAAUUAUGAGUGUAAUUAUCGAAUAUUAAUACGUACAAAGAUUGGGGCAUUUGGCAUAGUAAUACUAAUGUAUAAACAUGGGAUCGAUGGUUAAUUGAAAAUGGAAUGGUGCAAAUGCGUGUGACAAUGUACGUAUAUAACAAAAAUUGAAUUUAAAUGUUUAAUAAAUGUGUGGAAAUGAAUAAAUGCGCUGUACUCAAUUACACUCUA